Molecule: messenger RNA, 753 nt
Organism: Pistacia vera
Lineage: Eukaryota; Viridiplantae; Streptophyta; Magnoliopsida; Sapindales; Anacardiaceae
Product: zinc finger MYM-type protein 1-like
Exons: 3
Coding region: 1-753 (250 amino acids)
Source: RefSeq, a predicted model, not a curated record
AUGUGUGAAACAUUAUUGAAUCAAGACCAGUAUAUUCGGACAUUUUUUGAUCGACAUUCUUCUCAAGCACAAAUAGAGUAUCGAACUCGUUUAAAUGCUACAACUGACUGUAUUCGUUUUCUUCUAAGGCAAGAACUUGCAUUUCGUGGUCAUGAUGAAUCCUAUGAUUCAAGCAACCAAGGGAAUUUUCUCGAGCUUCUACAAUUUCUUGCUAAUCAUAAUGAAGAUUACAAUGCUGUUGCUUUCAAGAAUGCUCCUGAUAAUCUCAAAUUGACAUCACCUGAGAUUCAAAAAGACAUUGUAAGUGUUGCUUCAAAUGAACCGAAGGAACAAAUGGCUAUUAUCUUACGUUAUGUUAACAAAAAUGGACUUGUUGUUGAGCGUUUUCUAGGUGUUGAACACGUUACUAGUACCAUAGCUCUCUCACUCAAGUUGGCUCUUGUGGCUUUGGCAAAGAACCAUGAUGAUGUUAAUGAUCUUUUUAAUAUCAUGGCGAUUGUGGUUAAUAUUGUCGGUGCUUCAUCAAAGCGUUGCGACCUUCUUAGAGAUAACAAAGCUUGUAAAGUUAUUGAAGCUCUUUCUAAUGGUGAACUUUCAAGUGGAAAAGGUCUUAAUCAAGAGACUAAUCUACAACGUGCUAGUGAUACGCAUUGGGGCUCGCAUUAUGGUACAUUAAUGAGCAUAAUCUUGAUGUUUUCAUCCAUUAUCGAUGUUCUUGAAAUUGUGGCAAAAGAUGGGUCAUACUCUGAGUAA